AUGAAGCCGCUGGAAAAAUUUCUGAAGAAGCAAACGUCGCAGCUGGCGGGGCGAACGGUGGCGGGAGGUCCCGGCGGGGGUCUGGGGAGCUGCGGCGGGCCCGGAGGGGGUGGGGGACCUGGCGGGGGCGGCGGUCCAGCCGGGGGACCGCGGCCACUGCAGCGGCGUCAGAGCGUGUCUCGCCUGCUGCUCCCAGCUUUCCUUCGGGAGCCCCCCGCUGAGCCGGGGCUGGAGCCGCCCCCCGAAGAGGAAGGUGGAGAGCCCGUGGGGGUCACGGAGGAGCCCGGCAGCGGGGGACCCUGUUGGCUGCAGUUAGAGGAGGUGCCGGGGCCCGGGCCGCUCGGGGGCGGGGGGCCCUUGCGCUCCCCUUCUUCGCACUCCUCGGAUGAGCUGUCCCCGGGCGAGCCCCUGACUUCCCCACCCUGGGCCCCCCUGGGCGCCCCCGAGCGGCCGGAGCAUCUUCUGAACCGGGUUCUGCAGCGGCUGGCCGGGGGGGCCACCAGGGACAGCGCCGCCUCAGAUAUCCUGCUGGAUGACAUCGUUCUCACCCAUUCACUCUUCCUCCCCACGGAGAAAUUUCUGCAGGAGCUACAUCAGUACUUUGUUUGGGCAGGAGGCAAGGAUGGCCCCGAGGGGCUGGGCCAGAAGCAGGCCUGUCUAGCCAUGCUCCUUCAUUUCUUGGACACCUACCAGGGGCUGCUGCAGGAGGAAGAGGGAGCCGGCCGCAUCAUCAAGGACCUGUACCUGCUGAUUAUGAAGGAUGAAUCCCUUUACCAGGACCUCAGGGAGGACACGCUGAGGCUGCACCAGCUUGUGGAAACAGUGGAGCUAAAGAUCCCAGAGGAGAGCCAGCCACCCAACAAGCAGGUGAAGCCACUCUUCCGCCACUUCCGUCGGAUAGACUCCUGUCUGCAGACCCGAGUGGCCUUCCGGGGCUCUGAUGAGAUCUUCUGCCGGGUCUACAUGCCGGACCACUCUUACGUGACCAUACGCAGCCGCCUUUCAGCGUCUGUGCAGGACAUUCUGGGCUCUGUGACGGAAAAACUGCAGUACUCCGAGGAGCCUGCGGGGCGUGAGGACUCCCUCAUCCUGGUAGCUGUGGCCUCUUCAGGAGAGAAGGUCCUUCUGCAGCCAACUGAAGACUGUGUCUUCACCACGCUGGGCAUCAACAGCCACCUGUUUGCCUGCACCCGGGACAGCUUCGAGGCCCUGGUGCCCCUCCCCGAGGAAAUCCAGGUCUCCCCUGGGGACACAGAGAUCCACCGAGUGGAGCCUGAGGAUGUGGCCAACCACCUUACCGCCUUCCACUGGGAACUAUUCCGCUGUGUGCACGAGCUGGAGUUCGUGGACUACGUGUUCCACGGGGAACGCGGCCGCCGGGAGACGGCCAACCUGGAGCUGCUCCUGCAGCGCUGCAGCGAGGUCACCCACUGGGUGGCCACGGAGGUGCUGCUCUGCGAGGCUCCUGGCAAGCGCGUGCAGCUGCUCAAGAAGUUCAUCAAGAUCGCGGCCAUCUGCAAGCAAAACCAGGACCUGCUGACCUUCUACGCCGUGGUCAUGGGGCUGGACAACGCCGCGGUCAGCCGCCUGCGGCUCACCUGGGAGAAGCUGCCAGGGAAAUUCAAGAACUUGUUCCGCAAAUUUGAGAACCUGACAGACCCCUGUAGGAACCACAAAAGCUACCGAGAAGUGAUCUCCAAGAUGAAACCUCCUGUGAUUCCUUUUGUGCCUCUGAUCCUCAAAGACCUGACUUUCCUGCACGAGGGGAGUAAGACCCUUGUGGAUGGCUUGGUGAAUAUUGAGAAACUGCAUUCAGUGGCUGAAAAAGUGAGGACAGUCCGAAAAUACCGGAGCCGGCCCCUUUGCCUGGAUAUGGAGGCCUCCCCCCAUCACCUGCAGACCAAGGCCUACGUGCGCCAGUUCCAGGUCAUCGACAACCAGAACCUCCUCUUCGAGCUCUCCUACAAGCUGGAGGCUAAUAGCCAGUGAGAACAGAGAUUGUAGUCGGCCUCCAGCAGGGUCCUUGGGCACCUGACACUCAAGCACUUUGCACGAUGUCCCAUCCACCUCCCACUUCUUUCCGCUGGAGCCACUUUCCAUUCCACGGGAAAGACCUGGAUGGACUUACCCGUGGACCCAGGCACCUGUUCACCCUGCUGAAGUCCUCUCCCCUUUGCUCCUUCCAGCAAAAACCACACUCUGCUGGCCCCUGUCCUUGCAGGGAAAGGGGGCAGAGAGCGCCUUCCUCUGUUGCCUCCCAGUGAGGUCUGUUCUUGAUAUAGAAUUGCCAGCCUCCUCUUCCCAAGCAGGAAGGAAAGCUGCCCACCCUUCUGUCUAGUCUUGCAGAACUGAAUUGGGGGAGAGGCUGGCAACCUUCCUCUCCACCACCUGUCCCUUUUCAUGUCUCCCUGGUCAGGGCUGGGACCCCUGGA
Pteronotus mesoamericanus is the source of this 2432-nucleotide messenger RNA. RefSeq names its product Rap guanine nucleotide exchange factor like 1 (gene RAPGEFL1). Lineage: Eukaryota; Metazoa; Chordata; Mammalia; Chiroptera; Mormoopidae. The record is from RefSeq and is a predicted model, not a curated record. Gene Ontology annotation, cellular component: plasma membrane. Gene Ontology annotation, molecular function: guanyl-nucleotide exchange factor activity. The transcript has 15 exons. Gene Ontology annotation, biological process: positive regulation of GTPase activity; Ras protein signal transduction. Bases 1 to 1989 code for a protein of 662 amino acids.